Messenger RNA from Nematocida ausubeli, 348 nucleotides. RefSeq lists its product as uncharacterized. The record is from RefSeq and is a predicted model, not a curated record. Bases 1 to 348 code for a protein of 115 amino acids. The transcript has a single exon. Lineage: Eukaryota; Fungi; Microsporidia.
AUGGAGUGGUGCAAAGUCGUUGCAGACCUAAAAGGUCCUAGAAUUGCAUACUGUAAAGGAAGAAACAAGCUAGACUGCGGUCUUAUAAAUAUGCUUAUGGCUGUUGCUGAAAUAGUAAAUGCGCUAGAAGAAGCAAAAGAGAAAGUUCUUGGUUUUUUAGAGACUUUGAAGAAACAAAAUGGAGAAUUGAACGAUGAAUUAUGUGGUGAAAUUCAAGAGUACACAGAAGAAUUGCUGAAGCAACUAUCAAAAACAAAAGAUAUAGAAAUACUGUUUUCUGAUCUUAAAAGUGAACAAUAUAAUAACGGAAGGUACGAUGUAUCUGGAGCCAUUACUAUAGAAUUUUAG